Paramecium sonneborni is the source of this 1258-nucleotide messenger RNA. Lineage: Eukaryota; Ciliophora; Oligohymenophorea; Peniculida; Parameciidae. The record is from the annotation of a GenBank genome assembly.
AAUCUGAGAUAGGAAUGAAUAUGAUUGAUAAAUAGUUAAGAAGAUUAAAUAAUUAGCCAAAUUUAGGAAGAAGAUAGAGAAUAAUGAAAAAGGAUAUAAGAGAAGAAGUAUAUGUUGAUGAUUAUAAGUUAAGAAAGUAAGAAUGAAUUUAAUAAAAUGGAGUUUGAAGAAUGAUUUAAAUAUAAUUAAUGCUGAUUAUCAUAAAUACUUUAAAAUAAAAUUUCAAAUGAACUAUUAUGAAUCAGAUGAUUUCUAGGAUAGCGAGUAUAGAAUAUAAGAUGAUGAGGAUUAAAAUGAGUAUGAAGUAAUAUGGUAGAAUGAUAUGAUGAGAUAUGAGAAUGAAGAGGGAAAGUAUGAGUUAUUGUAAAGUGUUUGAUAGUAUAGAUUAAGUUGAAGAUGAAAAUGAAGAUGUAGAUGAGGAAGAUAUGAAUUAGAGUGAGAUGUAGAAGAUAUCUUCAACAUUAUGCAUGAGAGAAGUAGAAUCAGAUAGUUCAGAAGAGGAAUUCGAAUGUGAUGGAAAGUAAGUGUAUAUAAAUGAUAUAAUUUACAGUUUAUCAAGAACUUGUAAUUCAGGAACAUUGUAGAAGUCAAUAAAGAAGAAGAAAAGUAAUAACUAAGAACCUGUAUAAAUUUAAUUAUUGAUAGAGUUUGUUUAUAGAAGAGAAAGAUUAAGAAGUGGAGUGAAGAAGAGAACAAACGUUUAUAAGAGUUAUUUCAAAUAUACAAAGGAGAAUGGGAGAUUAUAUUGAAAUAUAUGGAGGGAAGGACAGUUUCAUAAUGUAAAUAACGUUGGUAGCGUUUGUGUGGGGGAUAGGAGAAGAAGAAGAAAUGGACAGAGGAAGAAGAUUAGAUAAUUUUAUCAUAUACAAAAGAGAAUCCAAAAUUUAACAGUUGGUAACAGAUUGCUUCAAGUAUAAAAUAAUAAUUAAAGAGAGGAAUGCAGGGUAGAAGUGGAAAGUAAAUAAGAGAGCAUUAUAUUAAUCAAUUACGUCCUGGAAUUAGUACUAAAUAGAUUUGGAGUGAAGUAGAGGAUAAAUUGUUAUUGCAGUUGUAUUAAAAAUAUGGUAGUAAAUGGUGUUAAAUAAAUAAACAUUUUUAGGGAAGAGCAGUAAUAUAUUUAUAUAGUUUAAUAAAGGAAAUAAUGUUGAAAAAUAGAUUUAAUAAAUUGUAGAAGGGAAACUCUUACAUUGAUCACUUUCUCAACAUAGAUGGUGAAUCAGAAAAAUAAUAAUAAUCUCACACAUUCUCUUUUAAUUGA